CAAAACCCUAGCUACUUGCCAUAGUUGAGACAAAGGAGAAGAGGAGGAGAGGUUUAUAUACUACUUUAAGAUACAUGCAGGCAGUAAAGCCUUCCCCUUCGCUCAUUGCUUUGAAGCCUCGCCAAGUUGUUCUUUCUUCGAACCCAACCAUGAAAACCCAGGCUUCUGCUCCCUCAUUGACCCCCCACCAAAACUCUCUUCUCCUCCUCUCCGUUGCCCACUUUCUGCAACGCAAGUCCUUCUCCAAAACCCUCAAGAAGUUUCACUCCGAAGCCCAAAUCCAGAAAAAUGAUUUGACAGGGUCUUCCCUGGAUUUGGAAGAAAUGUGCUGCAAGUAUCUGUCUAUAAGUGACCCUUACAGCUCAAAUUUAAACAAAGAGCAGCUCAAUGAUAUGCAGGGGGAUGGUAAUCCUAAUAGUGAUGGACAAGUUGACAUUGCUUCUACCCUUACCAAGAAAAAGAAGAAAAGAGGCAAUGAGAGUAAUGUGGACAAUAUAGGUCAAUCUGAAGUUGAUGAUAAAUCUGCCAAUUCUAAGAAAAUUGAGGAGCAAGUUUCCAAAGAAGCGUUGAAGGAAUCUGCUAUUGACAGUGCGAGUGGGUUGCAGUCGAAUGAGCGUGCUAAGAAAGAGAAGGAGAAAAAGAAGAAGAAAAUCAAAUUGGAUGAAUCUCAUGUUGAUAGUGUGGAAUAUAAUGGAGGGACUGAUGCUGGGAUAGAGGGUAAAAGUAAGGAUAAGAAGAAAAAGAAAAACAAGCUGACUUCUGAUUCAUUAGUUGAAGGUGCUGCACAUGUUUCAGAGGACACGCAAAAUGCUGCUACCACUACAAAUGCUAAUGACAUACCAUUGGAAGAUAAGACUUCCAAAUCUAAGAAAAAGAAAAAGAAGGAUGAUUCUGAAGAUGUAGAGAAAGGAAAAUCCAAAGAUGAUGAAAACAGGAUCUCGAAGGUGGAUUCAACAGUCACAGAUGAUAAAAUUUCCAAGAAAAGGAAAAGAUUGGAUUCCGAAGUACAUGACACUCAACCUGUUAAUGAAAAUGCUAUUGAAGACUCUAAACGUAGGAAGAUGGAAACUACAGAAGAACAAUUAAAUUCAUUGGUGGAUGGGAACAUUGAGAAAAACAGAAAGCAUUCUGAGCAAAAGAGCUCGAAGAAGCAGCAAAAUGGCUCAGCUCAACCAAAGAAACCAUUUCAAAGAGUGAAUGUUGAGGAGGUAGUAUUCGUUGAUAGCAGGCUUGAAGAUAAUUCAUACUGGGCAAAGGAUGGUGCUGAAACUGGAUAUGGUGCAAAAGCACAGGAAGUUCUAGGCCAAGUAAAAGGAAGGGGUUUCCGGCAUGAGAAGACCAAGAAGAAGCGUGGAUCGUACAGGGGAGGACAGAUCGAUUUCAAUUCGCACUCGGUAAAAUUCAAUUAUUCGGAUGAUGAGUAAUACUGAUGGGGCCUGCAAUACAUUUUUAUCCUUUUCCUGCAAUUGAGGAAAUAGUGAAAUAUAUUUUAAGUGGAACUCAAUGGUAAUGCUUGUGUUCGUCUAUCUAGUAUCCGCUGCUGUUUUGUUAGGGUCAGUAGUUUCA
Hibiscus syriacus is the source of this 1566-nucleotide messenger RNA. RefSeq names its product suppressor protein SRP40-like. Gene Ontology annotation, molecular function: protein binding. Bases 75 to 1424 code for a protein of 449 amino acids. Lineage: Eukaryota; Viridiplantae; Streptophyta; Magnoliopsida; Malvales; Malvaceae. The record is from RefSeq and is a predicted model, not a curated record. The transcript is spliced from 7 exons.